CCCUUAACCCAACGGUUUGAAAACCGCAGUUUCAUAAAAGAGAAAGAAACCUCGACAAAAUAAACACAAAAAACUACGAAACCCAGCCAGGAAAGCAGUUCGACGUUUCGCUAUCAUCGUCCAAACACUCAAUUCAAUUCGUAUCAGAGUCUUUGUCGAUCGGACGCUACCAUUAAUAAAUAAAUUUAAUUUAAUUAAAUUAAAUUCAAUCUCAAAAAGGUUUCAGAAUAUGCUGCUGAUUCCGCCAACACAAAUGCUUCCGUGCAGACAUGCUCUGGGAAUCCGUUGACUGUGUUCCUAAUUAUCAUUAAAUCCUACAUUUCAAUUCUUGAAGCCCAGCCCCACAUGCUUGCUUGCACUUUCUUUCUCCCUCACGCCAUCUUCUCUCUCUGCUGCAUUCCCGGUUGCUGGUUUUGAGCGAAAGUCAUUAGGGAGCUUUUGGAUCAUCGAUUCACGAUUGCUUGAUGGUAUCUGAUAAGCAAUCCACUGGUUUGCUUGAUACCCUUAAUAUGGAUACAGUUAGGACAAUCCUAACGCAUCCAUACCCCUAUCCACAUGAGCAUUCACGGCACUUUGUCAUUACUGUGGUCGUGGGAUGCCUGUUUUUCAUAUCAUCUGAUAAUAUGCACACUCUUAUUCAGAAGUUGGAUAGCAAUAUUAAAUGGUGGUCAAUCUAUGCUUGUUUACUAGGAUUCUUUUACUUCUUUUCAUCUCCAUUUAUAGGGAAAACAAUUAAGCCUAGUUAUUCAAAUUUCAGCCGCUGGUAUAUAGUUUGGAUAUUUGUUGCAGCUCUUUAUCAUCUUCCCAGUUUUCAGUCAAUGGGAGUAGAUUUAAGGAUGAACCUAUCUUUGUUUUUGACUAUAUAUGUCUCAUCCAUCUCCUUCCUGCUUGUUUUCCAUGUUAUAUUUCUUGGGCUUGGUUAUCUUGGGCUUGUGGCUCGUAUUGCUAAAAGGAAGCCUGAAAUUUUGGCAAUUCUUCAAAAUUGCACAGUUUUGAGUAUAGCCUGCUGUGUAUUUUAUAUCCACUGUGGUAACCUUGCUAUAAUAAAGCAAAAGCCAUUUGAGUGGAAAGAUUCUAGUUGGUUUUCUCUUUGGAAAGAGAGAAACACAUGGCUUGCCAAAUUUGUCCGCAUGAGUGAGUUCAAAGAACAAGUUUGUAAGUUUUGGUUUGCUCCAGUGGGCUCCGCUAGUGAUUACCCAUUUUUAUCUAAGUGGGUCAUCUAUGGAGAGUUGAGUUGUGGAGGCUCAUGUGCAGAAUCAUCAGAUGAAAUCUCACCAAUUUAUUCAUUAUGGGCCACUUUUAUUGGCAUCUACAUUGCUAAUUAUGUUGUGGAACACUCAUCAGGAUGGGCUCUCUCCCACCCUUUAUCACCCAAGGAAUUUGAGAAGUUGAAGGAAAAGCAGAUGAAGCCAGAGUUUUUGGAAAUGGUUCCUUGGUAUUCAGGGACAUCUGCUGAUUUAUUCAAAACAGUGUUUGACCUAUUGGUUUCGGUUACUUUAUUUGUGGGGCGUUUUGAUAUGCGUAUGUUGCAGGCGGCUAUGACCAAAGACCAAGAUGGAGCUAAACAAGAGGAUCUUUUGUAUGAUCAGUUUAGUGAAAAAGAUGACUUUUGGUUUGAUUUUAUGGCUGAUACUGGUGAUGGUGGCAAUUCAUCAUACACAGUGGCACGGCUUCUUGCUCAACCUGUGAUCCGUGCCCAAAAUAAUGGCUCUAUGCUUACUUUGCCUCGUGGGAAUCUGCUUCUCAUAGGCGGCGAUCUUGCGUAUCCUAACCCAUCAUCGUUUACAUACGAGAGACGCUUAUUUUGCCCCUUUGAGUAUGCUCUUCAGCCACCAACAUGGUAUAAGGAAGAGCACAUUGCUGUAAACAAGCCAGAGUUACCUUCUGGGGUUGCUGAUUUGAAGCACUAUGAAGGACCUCAGUGUUUUCUUAUACCUGGAAAUCAUGAUUGGUUUGACGGGCUUCAGACAUUCAUGAGGUACAUUUGUCACAAAAAUUGGUUGGGUGGCUGGUUCAUGCCUCAAAAGAGAAGCUAUUUUGCCCUGCAGCUGCCAAAACGGUGGUGGGUAUUUGGUCUUGACCUCGCUCUCCAUUGUGAUAUUGAUAUAUACCAAUUCAAGUUCUUCUCAGAAUUAAUAAGGGAUAAGAUGUUAGAGAACGAUUCUGUGAUCAUUAUGACUCACGAACCUAAUUGGCUUCUCGAUUGGUAUUGGAGCGAUGAGACUGGGAAGAACGUUUCUUACUUAAUACGUGACCAUUUAAAAGGGAGGUGUAAACUUCGAAUUGCUGGAGACUUGCAUCAUUAUAUGCGCCAUUCAUAUGUUCCAUCGGAUAGGCCAGCUUAUGUGCAACAUUUACUUGUUAACGGUUGUGGUGGAGCGUUUCUACACCCUACACACGUCUUCCGUAAUUUCGGUGAACUAUAUGGGACGACCUAUGAGAGUAAAGCUUCUUACCCAUCGUUCGAGGAUUCAAGCAGAAUCGCAUUAGGGAACAUAUUGAAGUUCCGAAAGAAGAAUUGGCAAUUUGAUAUUAUUGGUGGCUUCAUAUAUUUUGUCUUAGCAUUCUCUAUGUUCCCUCAGUGCCAUUUGGACCACCUGUUAAAGGACGAUACCUUUUCUGGUCACUUGAGUAGCUUCUUUACUACGGUGUGGGAUUCCUUUAUAGAUCUGUUUGGUCGCUCGUAUGUAUCCUCGGCUGGUGCCAUGUUACUGUUAGUAGCUGCGGUAUGUUUUGUGCCAUCGAGGGUGUCUCGUAAAAAGAGAAUGAUAAUCGGGAUUGUUCACGUGUCUGCUCACUUGGCUGCAGCAUUGAUUCUCAUGCUCUUGUUGGAACUGGGCGUUGACACGUGCAUCAGGCAUGAUCUACUGGGUACAGCCGGCUAUCAUACUCUAUAUGAAUGGUAUCGAUCAGUGGAGAGUGAGCAUUUUCCAGACCCUACUGGCCUUAGAGAACGUAUAGAAAGAUGGACGUUUGGCCUUUAUCCAGCAUGCAUCAAGUAUCUCAUGUCUGCUUUUGAUGUACCCGAGGUAAUGGCGGUUUCAAGGAAUAGCAUCUGCAAGGACGGGAUGGAAUCGUUCUCCCGAGGGGGUGCUACAAUAUAUUAUGCAUCUGUUUUCCUUUAUUUCUGGGUUUUCUCAACUCCCGUGGUUUCUUUGAUUUUCGGAAGCUACCUGUACAUCUGCAUUAAUUGGCUUCACUUACACUUUGACGAAGCGUUUUCAUCUCUGCGCAUUGCUAACUACAAGUCAUUCACAAGGUUUCAUCUUAACAGCAAAGGUGAUCUUGAAGUUUUCACACUCGCUGUUGAUAAGGUCCCGAAAGAUUGGAAGCUCGACCCUUACUGGGAUUCAGAGCUAAAACAGCCACAGCAGUCAAGCUUCACGCGGAAGUUUCCUAGCAAAUGGAGAGCAGCUUCUUUAAAGCAGGAUCCUAUAAAUACAGUAAGGGUUGUUGAUCACUUCGUCAUUGAACAGACAGGAAAAUCAGAUUCAGCGACGGUUAAUGGAGAGCAGACAGGAAAAUCAGAUUCAGCGACGGUUAAUGAAGAGCAGACAGGAAGAUCAGAUUCAGAGACAGUUAAUGGAGAGCAGACAAGAAAAUCAAAUUCAGUGACGGUUAAUGGAGAGCAGACAGGAAAAUUGGAUUCAGAGACGGUUAAUGGAGAGCAGACAGGAAAAUUGGAUUCAGAGACGGUUAAUGGAGACCAGACAGGAAAGUCGGAUUCAGAGACGACGAUGAAUGGAACAACUAAUCAAUGACUGGCUUAGUAACUGGGUGAUAUAGGAUUUUGGUUUUGUACAAAUGUCGUAGCUGAUUCUUUAGAUGGCAAUUGAAGCAGCAAUGCUCCUUCAGUGCUUUCUGGAUUUGAUUCUAAUCGAGUUGUAGGGUCCUCUACGGUGUACUCUUUCACUUUGUAUCAAUGUUUUUGCACAUAAAUGCUUUCUAGGA
Messenger RNA from Ipomoea nil (Japanese morning glory), 3951 nucleotides. RefSeq lists its product as uncharacterized. Bases 465 to 3761 code for a protein of 1098 amino acids. Gene Ontology annotation, molecular function: hydrolase activity. The record is from RefSeq and is a predicted model, not a curated record. The transcript has 16 exons. NCBI's taxonomy places the organism in Eukaryota, Viridiplantae, Streptophyta, Magnoliopsida, Solanales, Convolvulaceae.